AGCAUACUGUACGCAGAACUAGCCCACGUUGCGGACAGUGGCUUUCGUGGCGCCGCCGUAAUGCCGCUGUGAAUGGCUUGUUCCUGUUUCAGCUAAGGCAAAACCAGGAGUGUUGGUAUAGAUGCCUAAGUCCUAUGCUCAAUCACUUUGUACUCCCCUCAAUUUGUUGGAGCAGACAUUCAUCGAUCUACAUUCAACUCGAGCAACACUACCAUCAUGGGUCAAACAGCACUAAAUGCUGAGCCGUUGGCCACCCCUCUCCAGAUGUUGGGAAAUGUGCAAUUUGAUCCCUGAAGCCCCCCAAAGGUUAAAUGUCCAUUCUGCCGCCGGGUCACCACGGUUGAACGGGAGGAAGUCCGUAAAGGCACCGAGCUAUGGAGGAACCUAUGCUGCAUAUUGUCAGCUCCUUUCUGCUUCUGCAGUCAUGCGUACUGCUGGGACUAUGUUGACUUCUUCUGUGCUCACUGCCAUUCCAAGGUGGCGUGCCAGGAGUCUGAGAGAACGGGAUCCGGCCUAG
Podospora bellae-mahoneyi is the source of this 517-nucleotide messenger RNA. RefSeq lists its product as uncharacterized. The record is from RefSeq and is a predicted model, not a curated record. The transcript has 2 exons. NCBI's taxonomy places the organism in Eukaryota, Fungi, Ascomycota, Sordariomycetes, Sordariales, Podosporaceae. Bases 236 to 517 code for a protein of 93 amino acids.